Exophiala oligosperma is the source of this 3387-nucleotide messenger RNA. RefSeq lists its product as uncharacterized. Lineage: Eukaryota; Fungi; Ascomycota; Eurotiomycetes; Chaetothyriales; Herpotrichiellaceae. The record is from RefSeq and is a predicted model, not a curated record. The transcript is spliced from 2 exons. Bases 1 to 3291 code for a protein of 1096 amino acids.
AUGGCCGGAAGAGCGUCGACCUCGUCGCAUUACAAUGUUCCAUAUGAUCCGAGGGAAUGGGUUGAGGGCAGUCGGAGGUCGUCGAUGGUUGUGGAAACUCGACCUACGGAAGGUCAACCCGAAGAUGGCAUGUCAAAUCCUCCACCACCGUAUACUGCUCCGCAAGCUCGAGAGGCUGUUGUCACAAGUGGCAGCUCCACCGUCUCUCCUGCAGAUUCAACGUUUACCGGCGGGAAUCAAUCCAGGAUAGGCACACCUGCCAGCACUGUGGGUGUGGUAUCGCCAUUCACACAGUUACCGUAUUCCUUAGACAAUGGCAGCGGUGUCCCUUCGAGUUUUCCCAAAGUGACUCAGCAUUCGAGCAGUGCAGCUCGAGUCACUGGCAUCGAUAGUCGAAUAGCUCGAAUCACCAUGGGCAUGGACCAUGUUGACGCUCGGUCGUCGCCCGCAGUUGCUGUUGCGAGGCCAGCUUCGAUAGCGAGUCUUUCGAUCAAUACUGCCGCUGCUCAGAAAAGCUUCUUGCCUGCUAUACUACAAGAUGGCGAAAACGUUCCUGGAGCGUUCCCUCCAUCUUCGAGAAGAGCCGCGUCUGCUGGUGCAACCUCUUCGCAUACCUCAAGUAGCCAAGGCUAUGGAGGCUCUACAUCAAGAUCGUCAUCGAAACAGCGUAGUUGGCAACCCGGAAUGCCUCUACCUGGCCCACCUCCUGGGCCCCCGCCACCAGCCACUAGAUCACAGAGUGCAACGGGAGUGCGAAUGUUGUCUCAGGGUCAAGCAUCAGGAUCAAAUACUCGUUCUCAUCAUCGAGCAUCCGUUCAUGCUCCAGUUCUGAGUCCAAUGCCGCCUACGCCAGCUAAUUGGAGGGACGACUCGACUUCGCGAUCCAAUUCCCGAGCUCCAAUAGCGCUCCACAUCGAGACUUCCAACUUGGAUCGCAGUAGCGUCAACACAGCUGGCUUAAGUCGAAGCGCGGCGAUGCGAGUAUCUUCUGCCAGGGGUCUUCUUGAGCGGCGAAAACAUAGACGCAGCCUCCAUGAGGGAUCUCAAACUGAUUUCAGUGCGCUGACCAUCGAGACAGAUCCAUGGCUGGAUGGUAGAAGUCCCGGUGGGAUUAGUACUGAUCAGUCCCCAACACUUGAUUCCCUUCUGUCGGGGCCAUCUACACCCGCGACAGAUCGCAGAGGCUCUCAUACAGGCUCCCGUACAGGUUCCCGUACAGGAUCCAGCAAGCCGCUUACGCCUCUUUUACCCCCUAAAACACUCCCAACCCCUCCCCUGAGCCACAGAAAUCCCAUGUCUGCCCACAGCGCUCUCCCUUCCAAUGCUUCGUCAGUUGGCGAUAUUGUACCGGGUGGAACCGAAGAAUUCACCAGGGAGGCCUCUCGUCGACACGAGGAGUUCCUCCUUCGCGAAAGCCAAGCAACUACAGAUCUGGAGCGUUUGCAACUUUUCAUGGCUUUCGUCGUUGCAGAGUCACAGAUCCGAAGAGAAAGGUAUCGUUCAGCAUUUGUGGAUGGGGGUUUUGAUCCAUCGAUCUUAAAGGCGCAAAUGUUCCAGGAGGUAGCCAUUGAGGGAGCACCGACUUCUGCUUUUGACAAGGAUCGGGCUUUCCUUGGUAGCCAAAACCCAGAGACAUCAUGGUGGAAAGAAUAUCGCCCGGCGCUGUCUCCGAUAGCGAGCAUGAGCAAUGAUGAAGCUAGCUCUCGAGGCCGAACUGCAAGUCGCUGGUGGCAAUCUCAAAGCGGUUCAGAAGUUGAGGGCGGACCCAAAAAGAUGAAGAGAUCUAAGAGGGAAUCCAAAUACAUGGGGUUACCCGCGCUUUCGGUUCAAGAGGUAUUAUCUGAAGCUGACACGCCUACCAAUCUCGACGAGCUGUAUAGGGGUGAGGACGUGUACCCUGCAGAAAAAGCCGACCCAGAGUCAUUCGGCAUCUAUGAAGGUGAUGAGAUCGAUCCGACCUUUGACAAAACGUCCGAAAAUACGUACGAGCCCACUGCCAUGGACAUCUCCAGGUUCAUCACCCUUCCACCUCCGUACCCGAGGCAUCACCCAGCUGUCAAUAACAGCCAUCCUAAGUUGAUAACAUACCGGAACGCCGUCCGAAAAUUGAGCGAUCUCGGUGAGAUACAGCGACGGAGAGGUCGGCAUGAUCUCAGCGUCGAGGCACUGCGAGCAGAACACCAACGGAGAAUGUCAGAAGGGCGACAAGCAUUCAAAGCGAAUAUCCAGCAGCAAAUCGAAGAGGGCAGCAUUACCUAUGCAGAUGCGGCAGAAGCCGAACACGCCUUGCGACUAGAUGAGCGUGCCGCCGAGAAGGGAUGCCUCCAAGCCGAGUUUGAUACGCUUCAGGACGUGGUCAUAAAUCCGAUGCAUGACAUGCUAAAUGAGCGGGCGACACAACUUAACAACAACAUUAAUGACUUGGUGGAAAAUCUUGUAGCGGAAAUGCACACUUCGAACUUGGACCGACCCCAGCAAGAGGGAGAUGCGACGCCUGAAAUUCUCGAAUAUCUCACGCAACUCAAGUGGUUGUUUGAGACUCGAGAAACCAUUCACAAGGAAAUUUUUGAUCUUUUGAGCACACGAAACGACAAGUACAAGGCAAUUGUGUUGUUACCCUACCAUCAAGCCGGUAAUUUGGAAAAGAUUCGAGACACCGAGGACUUUUUUGCGCGAGAUAGCCUCGGCCGUCGAAGGAUUUUUUGCGAAGAGUCUCUUGACCGUCAUCGGAACUUUGUCCGACUCGUCGCCGAGAACGUCGGGCAAGAGGUGGAAUUGCAAUCGUCAUCGUUCUGGGACAUCGCGCCCAAUCUACUCGAGAUGGUACAGAAGAUCCCAGACGAGAUGUACCAACUGGGUCCGAUCGCAAUCCCGGAUUCCGAGUAUCUGGAGAACCCCACGUAUCACGAAUACCCUCAGCAGUACUUGUACACUCUCCUCGACCACGCGGAGAAAUCCACGUACCAGUUUAUUGAAUCUCAGAUCAACCUGCACUGUUUGCUGCACGAGGUGAAAGGGGUACUCAUAGGGGCGGAAAUCCGUGCUGCAGAGGCCGCGAGGGCUUGUGAGCAACUUGUCAAUGAUGGGCCCUCGGAUGAUAAGGCAGACCCGAGACUGGCAAGAGAAGAACGAGAAGCGUCGGCGACGGCUGAGCUUAAGCAGCAAGUUGGCAUGAUUGAGGAACAGUGGCUGGAUGCGCUAGGUAGUGCGUUGCAAGGCAAGAAGAAACAGGUGCACGAGUUUUUGGAGAGUAUUGGUGGAUGGGAUGAAUCCAUGCAAGAGGAGGGAUGAUUUGGGAUACAUGUGUAAGUAUGAGAGAUGCCAAUUGAUAUGAUACAUAUGAUGACGAUGAAUGGAUUAAUGGGGCCUACCAGUAAUGGGUCAAUG